Molecule: messenger RNA, 1200 nt
Organism: Cryphonectria parasitica EP155
Lineage: Eukaryota; Fungi; Ascomycota; Sordariomycetes; Diaporthales; Cryphonectriaceae
Exons: 3
Coding region: 1-1200 (399 amino acids)
Molecular function (GO): protein binding
Source: RefSeq, a predicted model, not a curated record
AUGGCCAGCGUCGAUAAUGAUCAUCCUGCCAAUCCAGGCGGACCGCCCCUCCACACGCCAGCUCCCCAUGAGAGCCUCAUCGAGUUGCGCCCGGCCGGCCACAUGGGCUGGGGCACCUUCGCCACCCGCAAGAUCCUCAAGGGCACCCGCAUCAUCGAGGAAGCGCCAGUCUUCACCUUCAGCUCCUCGCCCAAACCGCACGUCCCUGGAGAGGUCGAUGUCCCUCGAGAGGCAGACCCAGACUACGACGACAGCAGCCAGGGCACCGAGGGGGACGACGCGCACCGGAUCACAAAGCGCAUCAUGCGGUUCUGCCGCGACCUGCUGGCCCAGGGCUUGAUGACGGGCAAGAUGCGCGACAUGGAGUCGCUCCCGCACAACCUGGGCGUGUACGAGAACCAGAACCUGCGCGACGUGAUUCGGCGCUUCUUUGUCGAGAAGAUCAACCCCAACCUCCGCGGCGGCCACCUGGAGGGCGAGGUCCUCGAGUACAACGUGCUGCGCUUCGCCAAGCUGUACGCCAUCUGGAUGCUGUGCCUCUUCCGCCCGGACCCCACGCUGUACCCGGGCGUCGAUGACGGCAUGUACCCCGUGCAGGCCCGUAUCAACCACUCGUGCGCGCCCAACGCGUGGCGCGACUACAACACCAACAUCAAGCGGCUGACGGUCCACGCCUUGUGCGAUAUCCAGGCCGGCGAGCAGAUCUUCAUCCCCUACGGCGAGAUCCUGCGCCGCACCAAGGAGGAGCGCUGCGACGAGCUGUGGCUCCACGACGGCAUCUUCGAGUGCGUGUGCCGCCUGUGCCAGGACCAGGGCACCGACGAGCUGCAAAUGGAGCUGUAUGCCCAGUACUGGGGUGCCUUCUUCUAUCUCUUCCCGGACAUGCAUGAUCCGGCGCACAACGAGAGAGAGAUCAGGCUGGCCACCAACGCCGCCGAGGCUCUCGAGAUGACCAAGAACGCGAUCCAAAUACUGAAGCACCCCCUCAUUGACGCAGAGUCCAAGAUCCUCGCUGAAUCGUAUCGCAUGUGCUGCUUCCUCCACGACCGCCUCGGCGACAUCAACAGCGCCAUUCGUUACAGUGCAUUGGAGACACAGCUGCAGCUGAUCAUGAGAGGCACCGACCAUCCUGAUUUCCUCCGCGCAGACCAGCGAUUCAUAGGCUUGCAGAGAAUUCGUGCCGACAGGGAGCGAGUCUGA